Molecule: messenger RNA, 1257 nt
Organism: Tricharina praecox
Lineage: Eukaryota; Fungi; Ascomycota; Pezizomycetes; Pezizales; Pyronemataceae
Exons: 3
Coding region: 178-1041 (287 amino acids)
Source: RefSeq, a predicted model, not a curated record
GUAUGUACGGAACUGUCGCCUGUGAUUUUCGCUCCCGCGCCCUCACAACAGCAACACAGAUACGCACUAUCCUACAGUCAAUCACCUUCCUAUAGCUCAUCAUCAUCCUACGGUCCACCGCCACCAUCUCCCCCGCCUUUCGGUCGAUCACGCCGUCGGUGAACCUUGCCACCACCAAUGUCUUUCGGCAUCAGCAUCGGCGACUUCAUUGCUUUCGGCAAUCUUGCGAUGGGGGCAUAUGCUCGCCUCCAGGAGACCGGAGGGUCUGCGGCCGAUUACCAGAGCCUGAAGCUCAUGCGGCGGUCCUUCGGGGAGACCCUUGUCAGCGUGGAAACCGAUUUGCAGAGCACGAACUCCUGCUCCCUACCGAAACCGCUCGUCAAUGCAGCCAGGAAACAUCUCAGCGAGUGCUCUCAACUUCUACGGAAUUUUGACGAAAUAACCAAAAAGUACGAUGCUAGUCUUUCACAAGGAGGAUCCGGGAAGAAGGUGAAAGACUACAUUCGAAAGCUGGGUUGGGGCGGUAUGAAAGACGCCACAAGGGAGCCAUUUCGCCGCCUCCAAGAGCACAUCACGGCGAUAGAUAUGCUGUUGACCGUCAACAAUGCGCACCGGAUUGAGGAACUUUACGUCAUCUCGCGAAGGAAGCAACUGGCAGAAGUUCCGCGAAGCCUUGAUUGGAGCGACAACAAACCCAUCAAGCUUAUAGAUGCGUUCGAUAGACAGAUUACAGUGCCGUAUGAGUGGUGCGAAACAUGGGAGGCCUUUCACGACGUACUACAGAGUAGCUUUCAUGGCCGGCGAGAGAGGAAGUGGGUCGAAAGCAUGGCAUUUGAAAUCUUCGACGAAGACAAUAAAGCCGCAAUGAUUGCCCCAAAAAGCUGGGAAGACGUUAUAUCACCAGGCAAGACCCUUUCCAUGUCCAUGCGACUGAAAAGGCAGGAAGAGCCGUCGCGAGGAACAGAGCAGGAAUGUCCUAGUUGUCGAACUCUGUACAAAGGCUAUGAAAACAGCAAGGCCCUUGAACGGGUUCGAUGGUAACUUCACCUCAAAUGAUCCUGAGAUUCUAUCAGACUUAACGAUCGCGUGUAUCACGAAAGCCUCAAAUGCAAGACGUGGUUUCAAGUGUCUUCGGCACCUCGAAUCAUGGAACUUUCAGACGAUGACAGCGUUCAAGCUUUAGUUGACACUGCUAUUGACGAGGCAAACGCGAUGCGGAUCUGCCGUUGGCACAUUGUGGUCGAGCAGACUGAGCAG